Messenger RNA from Brenthis ino (lesser marbled fritillary), 591 nucleotides. NCBI's taxonomy places the organism in Eukaryota, Metazoa, Arthropoda, Insecta, Lepidoptera, Nymphalidae. The record is from the annotation of a GenBank genome assembly.
AUGCCGAAACGUACGGCUGAAGAAAAGAUUGAGAAAUACCAGAGAAAAAUUAGGAAGUUAAAUAAACGUGUUAGAAGAAUAGUGAUGUCGUCAGAAUCGUCGGACGAAAGUAAAAUGGAGUCAGUGGUAUCGGUUCCGGAAGAUUUACCGGAAAUAGAGAACAAGGAAGCGAUGGAGCUACUUACCAACGACAUACAAGUAUCAAAUUUUCCUGAAUUAGAACCAGAAUUGCUUAGAGCACUAGGAGAGGACAAUAUAGAAGAACCCGAAUAUGGCGAAAGUAUUCAUGAUGAUUUGGCUAAGCGUUGGUUGCCUAUAAUUAAAAAAGGUUUGUCUAAAGAUAUUAAAGAAAAAUUGAACAAGGAAUGCCUUGUCCCAGAAAAUUUUAAGCUUCUCAGGCCAUCAACUUUAAAUACUGAGAUAAUUACAGCUUUAGCAGAGACGGUGAAAUCCCGAGAUAAGAAAUUAAAAACCAAUCAACAGCAGCUCGCUAUGGGCAUAACAGCUGUAAAUAAAUCUUUACACUUGUUGCUGUCAAACGGUGACAAAGCAGAGGCAGUAAAUCACCUCAGUAACUGCUGUCGAAUUUUA